Messenger RNA from Saccoglossus kowalevskii, 975 nucleotides. RefSeq names its product arylsulfatase I-like. NCBI's taxonomy places the organism in Eukaryota, Metazoa, Hemichordata, Enteropneusta, Harrimaniidae. The record is from RefSeq and is a predicted model, not a curated record. Gene Ontology annotation, molecular function: sulfuric ester hydrolase activity.
GGAUGGGAUGAUGUUAGUUUCCAUGGUUCUGAUCAGAUUCCAACACCAAACAUUGAUGAGUUGGCUUACAGUGGUGUAUUAUUACAUAACUACUAUGUACAACCAAUUUGUACACCUACAAGGGCAGCCCUCAUGACAGGAAGACAUCCUAUACAUUUAGGUUUACAGCAUGAUGUUAUUUACGGUGCUCAGCCCUAUGGUCUAAGGCUAAAUGAAACCACAAUGGCACAACAUUUAAAGGGUUUAGGAUUACACAACACAUAUGGUGGGCAAGGUAAGUGGCAUCUUGGGUUUUUCACAGAAGAACAUACUCCAACACACAGAGGAUUUGAAACCACUUUGGGUAAAUACUGGGGUUAUGACAUGAGAAGAAAUGGGGUGCUAGACUACAGUACAUAUGGACAAUAUGCAACAGAUUUAUUUACCAUGGAAUCUCUGAAUAUCAUUGCUAAUUAUGCAAACUCAACACAGCCAUUAUUUCUGUAUCUGGCCCACCUAGGAGUCCAUGCUGGUAAUAAUAUAUAUCCACUACAGGCGCCUGAAACCUACACCAAGAGAUUUCCACAUAUACAAAGUGAAAAAAGAAAGUUAUUGGCAGGUAUGGUAGCUGCAGUGGACGAUUCCAUUGGCUAUGUGAUGCAAGCCUUGAAAGCUAACAAUAUGUACAAUAACUCAGUAAUCAUAGUAACCACCGACAAUGGUGGACCAGUGAAUGGUUACGAUGGCAAUGAUGCAUCAAACUGGCCAUUGAGGGGAUGUAAACAUACACUGUGGGAGGGUGGUGUGAGGGGUAAUGGAUUUAUUCAUAGCCCUCUGCUGCAAGCUCCAGGACGUGUAUCUACUGAGUUGAUGCAUGUCUGUGAUUGGCUACCUACCCUAUACCAUGUUGCCGGGGGUGAUAUUAAAAAUUUGACUAAUCUAGAUGGUUAUAAUAUGUGGGACACUCUUUCAAGGCAAGUGGAUUUGAAGAUUUAA